Dichomitus squalens LYAD-421 SS1 is the source of this 4209-nucleotide messenger RNA. RefSeq lists its product as uncharacterized. The record is from RefSeq and is a predicted model, not a curated record. The transcript has 10 exons. The coding region runs from base 1 to 4209 and encodes 1402 amino acids. Gene Ontology annotation, biological process: mitotic sister chromatid biorientation; mitotic spindle assembly checkpoint signaling; protein localization to kinetochore. NCBI's taxonomy places the organism in Eukaryota, Fungi, Basidiomycota, Agaricomycetes, Polyporales, Polyporaceae.
AUGUCGAAGAAGAACUCUCCGAACAGACGACGAUCAAUUGCCACCCUUGGACACGGCCACGCAAAGGGCACCAGCCACAGACGGCGCGCCUACAGUAUCGCCCCCGGGGAACGUAUCAGCCCCGCUGCCAAAGCCCGACGACUAUUGGCCCCACGCAAGAGUAUACUCAAAGCCUCCCUCAACCUCCCCCACGCCCGACCUUCAGAUGCAGGCGAAUCCUCUACGUCUGUCGGUGCGGACGACACCGCCAAUAUCACACAGACUAUGGACAUGACAGAAGUACAUGGCGCAGGUCCCCGCAAGAGCCUCGCCCGCCGUGUCAGUUUCGCCGCCCACACCCAUGUCCGCCUCUUCCACAUUCAAAGCCCCGACGUCAACAGCUCCUCCUCCCCAGCAGCUGCAUCUCCCGCUGAGGCUAACGCUCCCGCUUUCAUCACACGAGCUGAGAACGACGAGAACGCAGUCCCCGGGCGACGGCGAAGUUCGUUCCGCCGGCGGUCCUCCGGAGCUUUCAGCGAGUUCGGCGAGCGGUCGAUGGACAUGGAUCUAGACGACACAGCUCCUCUUCCUCAAGACUUCUUGCCGCAGAGAGGCCAGAUGGUCGAUGGUUCUGCGGUGGAAGACGACGAGUUCACAGAGGACGACGAGGAUGAGUCCGACAUGGAGGUCACGGAGGCUAUCGCGCUCAACAUCGAACGUAAGCGUUCUCUAUCUCUCGGUGGUAAUAGAGUGUCCCUCGGCGGUCCCAGCCGUCGCAGAUCCUCCAUCGUCACCGUCACACAGCACCAGAGCGAGAACCAACCUCCGCUUCCGCGACCACAGCACGACCCCAGUGAAACGUCCACGAUCCAGGAGGAAGGCGAGUCGUUUGUGGAGGAGGAUGUGACGGCCUCAUCUGCGCACACCGGAUCCUCGUACAUGUCCGAAGGUUCGUCUGGCGAGCCGAUGGAGUUCACUAUACCUGUGCUGCAGUCCAUGCGACAGCCCAAAGAACCGGACCCCCUUUGGCUGCAGCUUCGGGCUAUGACCCAUGCCGGGAGCGAGCCCUACGAGCCCCCCCCUCCGGAAUCCGACGAUGACGCGCUGCUCAUUCAACCGUCGCCUGGAGGAGGCGACCACGGGCCGUCUCGCUACGACGAGUCUGAGGCGAUGGACGAGAGCGUAGAUGUAGGAGGGGAACAGGACAUGGACCUCACCUCCGCCAUGACGCGCCUGCAGAAGGCGCGCGCAUCGCUUGGCAUCCCGCCCUCGCCAGGUGGACCGGCUGUGGUGGAAGAGGACAGCAGCUUUAGUGAGCAGGAGAUGCGCGAUGAUACGUUCAGCACGGAGGACAGCUUCGGAGACAACUCGAUAGACCUGGACAACCGCACGAUGAAUCUCACGCAGCGCUUGAGUCUCGCGACGACCGAGGAGUCCGGCCUGGACGAGACGGACAUCCACGACGGCGUCUUAAAAGUUCCUAUCACCCCGAACUCGGCUCCUGCCCAGCAGAUCUCACCUCCUGCAGCGUCGAACGCACCAGCCGCCGCGCCGAAACCAGCACCGGAACCUUUCCGUAGCAGCGUCUUCAGCGCGCCCACGCCGGGCGGCUUGUCCUCGAGUGUGUUCUCCGCCCCACCUCCCUCAACAGCACCCAAGCCUCCCUCAUCAACCCCCAAACCUCCCGACGAACGCGCCCGGUCUCCCGCCAAGUCGCCUGGUCCCGCGACCGUCCCGAAGCCGUUCACAUUCAACCUCCCUCGCGCAGGCUCACCCUCAAAGACCCCCGUACCGAAGCCCCCCAGCCAGCUCCAAGCACUACAACCACAACCUCACCGAGGCAGUGCGGCGUUCGCUCCGCCUACCGUACCCAAGUCUCCCAAACGCCCCGCCUCUGCGCUCGAGACCCCAGGCUCCCUCCAACCCCCCACCAACGUAGGCCGGCUCGACCCUUCGCGGACGGCCGCGUUCGAAGCCCCAGCAGUGGCAAAGAGCGCCACGCAGCCCGUCGCAGGGACCAACGCGAACCGACGCGCGAGCAUGAGCAUCCGCCGCCCGUCCGGCUACUUCGCGCAGCGCAAGAGCCUCGGGGCCGGUGUCCUCCCUCCCAAUCCGAACGGCAGCCGUGCGAGCAGCCCGGAGAAGGUCUCGGGCGGGGUGGGGCUUGCGAAGCCUCGCGCGAGCGUGGGUGCCCAGCCCUCGGGGGCGGGUUUGGGGUUCCCGCUGUCGCGGACCCGGAGUGAUCCUGGACCUUCAGCUGGUGUUGGCGGCCAGCCGGAGAAUGGGAGUGCGAUGUAUCCCGACCUCUCGGAGCUCGCGCAGGAAAGUCAACGGCAACGGCAACGAGCCGCGAGUCCAGUUCCUCCCUCCGCCCCUGCUCUGAACAAGGGGAAGGAAAAGGAGAGCGAGGAGGCGACGCGACAAGCUGUCGCUCCGCCCAGCCCUGUGCGAGCUUCGCCCGCUCCUGAGCCCAGGUCGGGUUCCCCGGGCUUGCCUCAUCGCGUUGCGUCCCCGAUCUUAGGCUCGCCAGCCAACGCUCAUCGUGCUGCUUCGCCUGCGACGGCCUCGCCCGCCGGCCCUCAGGGCACUGCUUCGCCCACGGAUGCGUUCCGCGUUGUAGACGUCUCGAUGGCUAUGGACAUCGAGCCUCCUACGCCCGGUGGUACGGGCGUUUCGCAGGCCUGGAGAGAGAGCGUCCCUGAGGAGCCGCAAGACGAAGAUGGACCCUCCAUCUCGAUCGAGCAGUUCUUCCAAAUGACAGGCAUCCGCUUCAUGGAUGAGCUGACGAUGCCUCGCCCGCGCCGCUCCACGGUCGGCCCUGGGCAGCUCCGUCCGCGUGCACGCCAACGGCCCUCUGGCCCAGACGACCUCGCGACAAGCGGGGCAGAGGAAGAUCCUAUUCCGCUCGCAGAAUUUGCGAUCGCGAUGGCGGUGGACAUGCCGCGGAUCGACCUGUACACGGCCGUUGCGCGCGACUUGAUGGCGUACAUCCAGGAGUGCAAGAAGAUCUACCGGGAAGCGGAGGAGGAGGCGCUCAAAGACACUCCGAGUCUCUUCCGCGAGUUCGCGAUGGUCGACGAGAGCGAGCAGGCAAUGUUGAUUCACCAACUGAAGCUCAUCAAGGCGAACAACAUUGGCACUGCUAAGUCGCAGUGGUAUGACUGGAAGCUGCAGUGGGUUGAACAGCUAUAUGAGAGCGCCUCGCAGGGCUUCACCAACCUAGAGCAGGAUGCGACCUACCUCGCAGGCGUCAUCAAAGAGGCGCAGGACCUUUUGCCAGAACUUCGCCAAGAGUAUGAGGAAGUGACCCGUCUCCUCGAGCAAGAGCAAGCCGACAUUGACGAGAUCGAGAACUCGGACCAGGACUAUCUCAACGAGCUCAAGGCCUCUAUAGCGGAGCAAAGCAAUGAGAUCGAAGCCUUCAAGGCAGACGUCUCCGAGGCGAAAGCGAAGCUCGAACGGCUGGACGAAAAGCUUGGGGAGAUCGAGUCUCAGAAGAAGGAAGCCAACACCGCGAUCAACCAAGCUCGCCAUAUCGUCCACAUCCAGAAGGAGAGCACCAGUGCAGAAGUGUUCAGGCUGAAGGCGGAACUCGAGGCAUUGGAAGACCUCCACCUAUGGCACACAACCAAGCUAUCGCCGCAACUUGUCGAGUUUGUCUAUGCGUCCAAAUACCAUGUAUUGGUACCAUGCACCAAGUAUACCCCCAUAUGCGCUCAAGUCCAGGUCCAGAAGACCGAGCAGGCCAAGACGAAGGAGAAGGACUCUUUCCCUAACUUCACAGAGCUUAUUGUCCGGACUGCCCAUAGGCUCAUCUCCGAGUCUCAGGAGAAGCUCAACCUCAGAGAGGUCGUCGAGCGCUUGAGUGACUUCUGGUCGUCGUGCGCGCAGUUCCGUUCCCAGCUUACCUUCCUCGCGAUCAAAUACCCUCUCGUCGUAGAAGGUAUCUUCGACGAUGCCGGAGAAGAGUAUCUGAAAGCGACGGCGGCCGUCAUGUUUCCUAGUGCGAAGGGCAAGGCGUAUAUCUCGUUCCUCUUAGAUAAGGACACCUAUUCCCGCUGGCCGCUUUCUGUCCGUGGGCUCAAAUCGCACGUCGAAGUUGCCUACGGUGCCAUCCAGAGCGACGCCAUCUUGGCAGCCAUCCUCAACCGCUUAUCCCAAGUCAGCCCAGCAGAUAGCCACGGGUGUCUCUUGGACGCUUGCAUCGAAGCGACAGAACAGUAUGAGUGA